Pelecanus crispus (Dalmatian pelican) is the source of this 895-nucleotide messenger RNA. The record is from RefSeq and is a predicted model, not a curated record. NCBI's taxonomy places the organism in Eukaryota, Metazoa, Chordata, Aves, Pelecaniformes, Pelecanidae.
UUCUUCCCGUAUAUCCUUCUGCUCGUCGCUAUCCUGCUGUAUCUACCAUGUUUGUUUUGGCGCUUCACUGCAGCACCUCACCUUUCUUCAGACCUGAAAUUUAUUAUGGAAGAACUUGACAAAGCCUAUAACAGGGCAAUCAAAGCUGCUAAUAGCAUCCGCAGUGGAGACCCCAGGGACCCUACUGACUUGGUUCCAGCUGUUAAUGAGAACUUGACACAGAGUUUGUGGGAAAUAUCUGAAAGCCAUUUUAAAUACCCAAUUGUGGAGCAGUACCUGAAAACGAAGAAGAAUUCCAAAUGCCUAAUAAUUAAAUACAUUAUCUGCCGUUUACUCACUCUGGUAAUUAUUUUCAUUGCAUGCCUCUACCUGGGCUACUACAUUAGCCUCUCCUCUUUGAGUGAUGAGUUUCUCUGCACUAUAAAAACUGGGAUCUUAAAGAAUGACACAACUGUUCCAGAAGUGGUUCAGUGCAAGCUUAUUGCUGUUGGUGUCUUCAAGGUACUCAGCUAUAUUAACCUGCUAGUCUAUCUUCUAGUGAUGCCGCUGGUAGUGUAUGCAAUGUUUGUUCCGUGGAGGUGGAAUUCAGGUAUCCUCAAAGUGUAUGAAAUCCUGCCAACUUUUGAUGUUCUGAAACUCAAGUCAAAGUGUUUUGAUGACUUAAGCCUUUACCUCCUCUUUCUUGAGGAGAACGUGAGUGAACUUAAAUCAUUUAAAUGCCUCAAAGUGCUGGAGAACAUUGCAGUUUCUGAGAAGUUUGACGUCAUGCAACUUUUGGUAAACCUUGGUACUAUUAAGACUGAUACCGUGGAUGGGAAGCCAGGGACAGCUGUGUUGGAGAAGCCUGAAGAAACAACUACAGAAGAGCCGGAAAAAAAUGCAACAGAGCUACAAG